AUGACUUCCAUCUUCCAGCGCCUCACCAGGCCCUUCACCUCGACCACCAUGCGCUUCGCUCCCGACCAAGCAGCCCAACAGAUGAACCUCCCUGAAGGCGCACAAAGAGCCACUUUAGCAGCGGGAUGCUUCUGGGGUAUCGAGCAUAUGUAUCGUAAGGACUUUGGUAGCAAAGGAUUGCUGGAUGCGAGGGUAGGAUAUAUUGGUGGCGAUUCGCAGAACCCGACUUAUCGGGCUGUGUGCAGUGGAAGGACGGGACACGCAGAGGCCUGCCAAAUAAUCUACGACCCGACCAAGCUCUCCUACCGCACCAUCCUCGAAUACUUCUACAAGAUGCACGACCCCACGACCUCCAACCAGCAAGGUCCGGAUCGGGGCUCGCAGUAUCGAAGUGGCAUCUUCUACCAUGACGAAGAGCAAAAGGCCGUGGCGGAGGAUGUCACCAAGAAGGCGAAUGAGCAGUGGUGGCAUGGAAAGAUCGUGACGGAGGUGUUGCCAGCAGGCGAAUGGUGGGAUGCGGAGAAGUAUCAUCAAUUGUACUUGGAUAACAACCCUGGUGGGUAUGAGUGCCCGAGUCAUUACUUGAGGAAGUUGCCGGAUCUGAAGUAG
Messenger RNA from Recurvomyces mirabilis, 609 nucleotides. RefSeq names its product Peptide methionine sulfoxide reductase (gene mxr1). The transcript has 2 exons. The coding region runs from base 1 to 609 and encodes 202 amino acids. Gene Ontology annotation, molecular function: peptide-methionine (S)-S-oxide reductase activity. NCBI's taxonomy places the organism in Eukaryota, Fungi, Ascomycota, Dothideomycetes, Mycosphaerellales, Teratosphaeriaceae. The record is from RefSeq and is a predicted model, not a curated record.